AUGACAAGUGGUUUUGAUGAAGUUGAAGCUGAAUAUACUAUUCAUACUAUUAUUUGCACUUUUAUGAUGAUCAUGGGAAUUUUUUUUGAAGUAUAUGUAAUCAUUAUGUUUCUUCAAAUAUAUACCAAUAAGAAUGCAUCUGAGUACAGUUAUCAAGAAAUUAUUAAUCAAAUACAAGCAUACACAAGACAAAAGCAAAUGCCAGUUGACAUGAAAAAACGAUUAGAAGCUUAUUACUUUUAUCGUUUUGGGAAUAGUUACUUUAGAGAGAAGAAAAUUUUAUCAAACUUAUCAAAUAUAUUACGUGAAGAAAUUGCUCUACAUUCCUGUCAUCAUCUUAUACAGAAUGCCAUUCUCUUCAGAAACACUCCAAAAAAUAUAAUUACUUCCAUCGUCUCUCAGUUAAGAUGUGAAAUUUAUUUGCCUAAUGAUGUAAUUAUAAAAGCUGAUAGCUAUGGAGACUGUAUGUUCUUUCUAGGGGGUGGAACAGUAGCAGUUUUUACACCAACAGGACAUGAAAUAUGUCAUUUAGAAGUGGGCUCAUACUUUGGAGAAGUAGCAUUAUUAGUCCAAGAUCAACGAAGAGUUGCAACAGUUAUUGCUACUGAAGUUUGUGAAGUAUACAGACUUGAUCGUCGAGAUUUUCGUAGAUAUGUUGCUGUUCAUUCCGAAUUAUUUGAAGAAAUUGAACUAACAGCUACUGUAAGAAUCGAAAAAGCAAUACUCGUUGAAGAAUACUAUAAAAGACAUCCUGGAAAAAAAUUUAAGUAAUCAAAUAUUCAAAUAGA
Molecule: messenger RNA, 788 nt
Organism: Chelonus insularis
Lineage: Eukaryota; Metazoa; Arthropoda; Insecta; Hymenoptera; Braconidae
Exons: 4
Coding region: 1-771 (256 amino acids)
Biological process (GO): sodium ion transmembrane transport; potassium ion transmembrane transport; regulation of membrane depolarization
Cellular component (GO): HCN channel complex
Molecular function (GO): voltage-gated potassium channel activity
Source: RefSeq, a predicted model, not a curated record